GAAAGAUCUUUGUCCGCGGAAGAAACCUCAAACCAUCAACACCACCCCAUCACAAGCAACAGCACCGCACCAUGCCACCCCGGCUCCAAUUGCUGCCCUUCCAAUGGCAGCGGCCAAUGGCCACUACAACAACGAACCUCCUCUCCGCCUUCCUCCUCCCCCAAGCAGCUAUUACCAUCCCCCAACAAAGCCGGAACGCGCACAUCCUCGCCUCGCUCUCCGAUACGCAGGGCGCCUACAACAAGCGCAUCAGAAGAGGUCGAGGACCUGCCUCCGGAAAGGGUAAAACGUCCGGAAGAGGUCACAAGGGUCAGAAGCAGCAUGGUAAAGUCCCCGCUGCGUUUAAUGGUGGUCAGACGCCUGAGAUUGUGGUCCAUGGUGAGAGGGGGUUUAAUAAUGUUCAUUCGAUCGACCUCGCCCCCGUGAACCUCGACCGAAUCCAAUCCUGGAUCGACCAAGGCCGGAUCGACCCAACCCGACCCAUCACGGUCCGCGAACUCGCCCAAUCCCGCUGCAUUCACCAGACCAAAGAGGGCGUGAAGCUUCUCGGCCGGGGCGUGGAGAAGGAUGACCACGAGGUUCCCGUCGACAGUGUGCUCAAGCAGCCGAUUCAUAUCGUUGUGUCGAGGGCGUCUGCGCCUGCGAUCGCGGCUGUCGAGGCGGCGGGUGGAUCCGUCACGACGAGAUUCUAUACCAAGUCUGCUAUUGCGAGGAUCAUGAAGCGCGAGAUGCAUCCGUUUGUGUCCUUGGCUUGGACGAAGGAGAGUGGGAGUGAGGCGUUGGCGGUCGCCGCGGAGGAUGGGGAGCCUCUGACUGAGUCGAAGGUUAUGAAGGAGAUGGGGUACUCGUAUAGGUUGCCGGAUCCGACUAAGAGAAGGGAUAUUGAGUAUUAUAGGGAUCCGGCGCAUAGGGGGUACUUGAGUCAUUUGUUGAAGCCGAUGGAGGGUCCUAGUUUGUUCUUUAGGUCGCCGGUGGAGAGGAAGUCGGCUGCUGGUGUUAGGAAGGAGAAGGUCUUGCCGGAGAAUAGGCUUUGGUGAUUUCCUUACGGGGGUGUGUGAUCUG
Molecule: messenger RNA, 1062 nt
Organism: Aspergillus neoniger CBS 115656
Lineage: Eukaryota; Fungi; Ascomycota; Eurotiomycetes; Eurotiales; Aspergillaceae
Product: mitochondrial 54S ribosomal protein uL15m
Exons: 2
Coding region: 72-1037 (321 amino acids)
Biological process (GO): translation
Cellular component (GO): mitochondrial large ribosomal subunit
Molecular function (GO): structural constituent of ribosome
Source: RefSeq, a predicted model, not a curated record